AUGUCUAGCAGAAGGUCAAGAUCAAGGCAAUCAGGAAGUUCAAGAAUAACUGAUGAUCAGAUCGAUGAUCUUGUUACCAAAUUGCAGCAACUUCUUCCUGAGAUUCGUAACAGACACUCCGAUAAGGUUUCAGCUGCCAAAGUCUUACAAGAUACUUGCAACUACAUUAGAAGCUUGCAUAGAGAGGUUGAUGAUCUUAGCGAGAGACUAUCUGAGCUACUAGCAACAACCGACAGCGCCCAAGCUGCCAUAAUCCGCAGUUUACUUAUGCAAUAGAGUUAAGGCUAAUCGAUUUUAUUAGAGUUCAGUACGUUUUGUAAUAGGGUGCUUCUCUACCUUUUUCUUAUCCCUUUGCAUUUCCCUUUGUCCUUUUUAAUCUUAGGGCUUUGUUACUAGCUAAGAACCUAGUUGAA
Molecule: messenger RNA, 413 nt
Organism: Theobroma umbraticum
Lineage: Eukaryota; Viridiplantae; Streptophyta; Magnoliopsida; Malvales; Malvaceae
Product: transcription factor ILI6-like
Biological process (GO): regulation of DNA-templated transcription; regulation of growth
Molecular function (GO): protein dimerization activity
Source: RefSeq, a predicted model, not a curated record